AUGCUCCGCCAUCGUUCUCUCCCCUCGAGAACACAAGAAGUUCGAGCCCGUUCUACUGUCUAUGACCACGACGAUCCUCAAGGAAAUCUACCGUCAUCUUCCAAUGAUGAUAUGGUACCUCAACACUCUACUGUUGGGGCUGGUCCUGAGAUCUACGUUGAGCACAACGAUGUUCUAGUUCUACCUGUGAGUAAUGGUAUCUCUGGUUGUCUGGACGACAAGGUUAACGACAAGCAUUCUAUCGGUUCUAUCGUAACUGGUAACUCUAAUGCUCUGUUUAAUGGUAAGGACGACUCGUCUUCCGGCUACCCUGAUCGGAUGCACUGCACUCCGACAUUCGGCAACGAUUCUUCUAGUGCUGUUCCUAUCUCCGAUGGUUGCGGUCUACGUGGUUCACCUAUUAAUCUGGGUACUUCUGGUGAUAUAUCUGAUGCUACUAAUGGUAAGUCUGUAUCUACUCCCAAGAAUGAUAACUCUGGUGAUGAUUCGGUUCCUCAACCUUCUGCUUCGUCGUCUAGUGGGUUUAAGACUAUUGAGGCUGACUCUACUACACCCCUCGAGGGUAAUGGUGAUAGUUCUAAUAUAUCGGGUAAUGAUGAUCUGGCUAAUUCUAGUAAGAAGACCGUUGCUACUGCUGUACCUUCUGCUGUUAAUGUUCUUAAUGGUAAUGGUAUCUCCAGCCCACAUCUCAACACUACUGCUCAGCACUCUACUGGCCCUGUUAAUACUACUAUGCCGGUUACUCCUAUUGUGCAUCAAGGAUUGGUCCAGCCCACUAAUCCUAUUAUCGAUGGAUCUAUGGUUUCUACCCUAUUCCUGUUAACCCUUUUCCAUCUAAUGUGCAAUCAAGUGUUGGUGCCUCUAAUUUCCAAUGAGGCUACAUGCCUGGCCCUAAUGGGGGCUUAUCUCUAG
Messenger RNA from Perkinsus marinus ATCC 50983, 912 nucleotides. RefSeq lists its product as hypothetical. Lineage: Eukaryota; Perkinsozoa; Perkinsida; Perkinsidae. The coding region runs from base 1 to 912 and encodes 303 amino acids. The record is from RefSeq and is a predicted model, not a curated record. The transcript has 2 exons.